CGAAGAUUUAGAAAUAUGGCGUCGUUUGUUCUUUUACUGUGGCAGUUCUUCGCGUCCUUUUAGUCCAAAACCAAAGUAAAUCAUGUCUGUGAAGGUAAAAGAUGUCUUAGAUGCGCUCCAGCAAAUGCAAAAGAGCCUUGAAUGUUCUAUAUGGUGUGUAAAAUUUCUACAAGCUUUAAUAGUUAGCGUGGGUUCUCCAAAGACGAAAGACGCCAUACUCAUUUAUUUCGUAACAAAUAAGACUUACUUAAUUCGCAGCCUUAUUCCUUUCUUUUUGACAGCCUUGAGCUGCUGAAGGACCCUCAUUCGACUAAGUGUAAUCACCAGUUUUGUGGGUAAGUGUUAUGAACUUUCCUUCGACGACAAUUGUAAAUGCAAAAUUAUUUUGCAACGGGCUUCACUCUUCAUUGCUUGUACACUAUAAUCAGCUACUAUGUGCCAUAAAAGCUUACCUUGUGCAAACAAAAGCUCUAAAGUACACUGAAGUGUUUAAAGAAGGCUUAAAAUAAGGAAACACUUGCUUAAAAUCUCCACACAUCUCUAGCCAUGUCAUUUUAUUUUGUUGUACAAGCACAGCUGACAAGCAGCAUUCUCAUAAUGAUACUGUUUCUCACAUACAAUGUUAUUAGGGCCGGCAAGAAGUACUGGUAAUAUUUAGGACCGAGUGGAGUACAAUUCAUAUUGUAAUAGGGGCAAAGUACUUUAAUAUUCCAAAAAUAAGCCCCUCCAUGUAUAAGCCCUGGCCCCUCCAAAUAUAAGCCCUCAAACUCAUAAUGCCAAAAACCCUCCGUUAAAUCGCCCCUCCUAAUAAAUUAUAAGCCCCCUGGGGGCUUGUACUUGAAAAUUGCCCUCAAAUACAAUGUAACACAAAGCAAAAAUGGUAAAUUUCCUUCCAACUAUAAGGCUAGCUCAAUCGAUUUUGAAACGCAAAUUUCCCUCUGUAGAUAAGCCCCUCCAAAUAUAAGCCCCUCCAAAAAUGAGCCCCUCAAAAAGGGCCUUUGAAAAAUAUAAGCCCAGGGCCUAUUUUCGGAAUUUUACAGUAUGUAUUCAGAAAAGAUAAGGCCUGUUCAGGAAACGUAACCUUUUCAACUCUGUCUUUCAUUGAAACAGUCAAUGCAUCAGGCAAGUUCUUGAAAAGAGCAGCAAGAAAUCCAAAAACAAGUGGUACUGUCCUCUCUGUAAGACUCCUGUAUCCAAACGGUAAGUUCUUUUAUUAUUUUGUUCCCCUGAUCAUGAUUCUGAACGUUUUUCUUUUGCUGACAGGCCACAAUUAUGUAAGUCAGGAUUAAGUCAGGAGCCGAUGUGUAAGUCCAUAAGCCAAAAAGUGAUUGAACACCUCUUACAGUGUAAGUCUGGUCCCCUAGUAACCCAAGCAUAAGCAUAACAUGGUCCUCAUUAGUAACACAAGCAUUUGAGCUUAUGAGCUGUUAAGGAGUCCCUGGCAACAUACUUGUCCUUACACAACACCAAAAAAAAAAUUACUCCUCCCACCAGCUUUGUAGGCUGGGCAUCCUAAAGGUUCAGAGCUUUUGCACUCCCUUAACUUUUUCUUAGUGAUUGUUGGUCUUGAGUAAUAACUUAUAAAUUCACCUUUUUGAUGAGUUGCUGGUAUACAAUUUUAUCUACAGGGCACUGCAUGCAUUCUACCUUACACGAGCAUGCUGCAGAGAUUCCAAUUGACAACAAAAACUUUGCUUUUCAUUUUCAGGAGCUUGACUCCAAAUCCCAAGCUAAAUGAAAUUGUUGCUGCAGUGCGCAAUUUACAAGGAGCAGUUCAGGAUGACACAGGAAUUCCUACAGGUGAUCAGAUUGUCAACAUUUUAGGAUAUAUAAAAUGUUAGAAAUUAUGCCAGCACCCUUGUGAUAGUACAAUUUUUAUGACGUAGUUGACUAUAAUUAUCUCUAUCAAUGGAAGAAUUAAUAAACACCGAAAAUACAGGUGUAUUUCAGGAAUAUUUACUGUAAAUUAGCCAACAUAAUAAAGCUCAGGACUCAUAAGCACACUACAAAACCAUUGACAAAUUACCAUUGCUGCUUGUGCAGUUUAGUUUGUCAUACCUGAUUUGAUUUUUAUCGCAACAAAAUAACAUUCCAGAAAUAUUAAUUCUGGUUUUCACUGCUACCUUGCUAAUGUACAGACCAGUGUCAAUCUUUAUUUUCUUAUUGUAUGAGUAUCUGAGUAUAAUAAUUUAUUUUGUAAUUUGCUAGCAAUAAGUUUUCAUUAUUAUUAUUAUAGUAAAAAACUUCUACAAAUUCACUUUCACAUGGAUCAAAACUUACAUUUAUCCUGGAGCACUUGUUGUUGGGUAUUCUGAGACAUAAAUUUUGACUUUUGACUUUGCAAAUUUUAUGUUUAAAUAAUUGUUUAUGUUAGGCCCUGUUCAGAUACAAAACUUUUCAUGGCUGGUUGAAUUGAGUCAGAUGACGGUCCUAAUUCCAGCUGAACUGGGAGAAAAAUGCUCAUUUCAGCCAAAAUAUUGCAAAAAUUCAUAGUAAUAACAUACAUAUUUCAAUCCAAAGUUGAACUACACUGUCGCUGAAAAAAGCUCAUUUUGGUCAAAAUGCUUGCAAAAUGUGUAAUAAUAAUAUAUGCAUUAAGUUACACACAUAAUUUUAUAAAUUAGGCAUCUGAAUUGAAGCAUUGUUCCAUAGUCACUCCAAAGUUGAAUUUCCCAGCUUGGCAAGGCAGGAAGAACAGCUGAGUAUUUCAAAUUGAAAUAAGCAAUCCUAAUUGUUUCAGACACCAAACUUUUCAUGUACUUUAUUCAAAGUAUUACCAGGUUCGGCUCAUGAAAUGUUAGUGUCUGAACCCAGUCUUUAAUCUGUGUGAUCAUGAUUGCAACUAGCUCUUAUCAUCUUUGUUCAGGUUCUCCACCAUCACAGCCCUUGAAAGUACCCAACACAGAUGUUAAUUCAAGUGUGGUUUCUUUUUCUGUUCCUCAACCAACACCUCGAAAAAAUGCUACAGGUCGCAAGGGUAGACGGAAAGCUUCAAGAGACCAGUUUACUGUGUACAUAGAAAAAAAAGGUAUAAUUAUAACGAUUUCAUACGAAAAUAAAAGUUACCCCAAAUUUUUUUAACUUUGCACUAAGCACUGCCUUCGACCAAAAAUUGUAUCCAAUGUAUGAAUGUACAACGCUUGUGUGCAUUGGGUAGAAUAUUUAAGUUGCAUGUGGUACAGUGUAGAAGACACUCUAACCUGCAAAACAAAGCAACCUAGAGCAGUAAUUAUGACAGUUGUAGAAAUAAUGUAAGCAGACAUACAGUUGUACAUGUUUUACAAUGUACAUGUAUACAGUGCAAUGUACCAAUAAAAUUUGUGGUGAAUAACAGUCAAGAUCACGUAGUGUAGGGUACCUGGUAUUCUACAAGUCCAGUUAGGAUACCACAUUCACCUUUAUACUGGGUGUCACUGCAGUUAACAAUUUGCUCAAUGAAUUUACAGGCUGUACAAGAAGAAAGCAUGAAAAAAAAAAAAAAACUAGAAUUGUUUUUUGUACCUACUUGAUUGUGUUACAUUGUAGCUAUUCAACCUGCCAAAGAAGUAACAGAAAUGUUUGGUUAACUGCUAAGUCAACUACGGUCACAUUUUUUUACGUAAUUCAGUUCUGCUCCAAAUUUUGUAAAAAGAGCACAUACCAAUGGUCAUUGGCACUAAGAGUGAAGAUGUACUGUAACACACUCUGCAGUUGCAGCUGGAAAAACAAAUUAAUAUUAUUGUCAUUCUUGAUUCUAUACAGAAAAUUUUGGACAUGCUUUGGAAAGCCAGCCUCCUCAAAUUGUAUCAAAUGUGAACAUAAGGUACUUUACAGUCCACACAUGCGUGAUGUGUUUCACUUAUAACUUUGGUUAAGAUUUUGCUUUCGUUUGUUUCAAAGUCAUUAUCGUAAAUCAUUACCAUACAAAGGAAGGUGAACUCUAAGCCUAGGAGAAAAUUAAAGCACAACAUGCAUACCAUGUUCCUGUAAAUAAAAAAAAAACAUACAUGUACCCAUUUCAGACAAUACCACUGAGUCACUGUAAUGAGCAUCCUUUGCAGAUGAGUGCCCUUCCACAGAAAGGUUGUAGCCAAACUUACAUCAAGAACUUUUGCCAGGCUAAGUGCCCCUUACUUUCAUAAACAAAAAUGCCCCAUUCACACCAAAUGGACAUGUUAAAUUAAACCAGGUUUAAAAAAAUGAAAAACAGACAUACAAAACUGGAACACAGGUUUAUUUCAAACAGGAUUCAAAUGAAAAUCAAGUAACAUUUUGUAAUUUGCUCUUAAUUCAGAAAGCAGGUUUUAAGAAGGAAACAAUUUUAAAACAUGUUUAAGCAUUGGUGUGUACGGGGCUUAAGAAUAUCUAAAGGGAAGGGGUUCUAUAAUAAUAAUUCUGUUCUGACAUUUUUUCCCUGUUACUUUGCUGUUUUUAAUUUGAGGACUCCCCUCCUCUCACUGUAAGUUAGUGCCCUCCAUAGAAUAAGUGCUGCCCUCCUAGGUCGAACCACCAUGUGCGACCAGCUCUGGUAAGCAACCACCACCCAUAAGCGACCAACUAUCAAAAACACCAAAAUUUUCCCAGUCAGCACCCUAUAAUCAGAACCUCUGUAAAUGACCCACUCCUGUAAACUACCAUGACCACUUUUUGGCCUGAUGGUCUAUUAUCUUCUCUUGUAUUUAACCUUUAACCUCUUACAAGCAGCCACCUGUGCAAGACGUGGUUUUUUUGUUCGCUUUGUGAACUUCGUCACUCAGAGUAAACAAAGAACUUUCCAUGGGUAGUGUAGGAACUGCUCGUAAGGUCUCUCCUAAUUGGUCACAGGAAACAAUGACAUGUCAUUCUUGUAAUUGUUUUAGUAUUGUUUGGGGUCAGUGAAACACACCUAUUUGACUUCUCUUCCAAGCAGCUACUACAUGACCCCUUUCAGUGCCAACAUCGAAAACAUAGGACAUGUUUUGUACUUCUGUGUCGGGACCUCUUUUUGAAAGAGACUCCCUGUUUGACAAUUCUUGUAAGCGACCACUAAACCUUCUCAUUUUGGUUGGUCGCUUAUGGGAGGUUCACCUGUCAUAUAUUGUAGUCUGGGGGAAAUCUGUGGCCACUGUAGCCCCUAGUGACAGCCCUGUUAAAGAAAUAUACAUGUAUGUCUGGCUUGUGAAUUUUUCCAUGCACAUUUUUAAAGUAAAAUAACCAGACCUGACCAGGUAUUUGGUGUUUCACCCUUCCCCUCCCCACACCAAUGUUUUUUUUUAUUAUUAUUAUUUUUUCAGCUUUAUUGGUCUAAACCCCUUCUCAGGGUUGUCACUAAGAUUUCAAGUUGCCGGGUAAACAGGGUUCUCAAUAGAUUUUUAAGUAGGAGGUGAUCACUGAUAAAGUAGGAGGCUCUUCAGCAAAGCCAGAGGUGUCAAAACAAAGCAAAGAAAAGCGACUUAAACACAAAGUAAGCGGCUAUAAAUCCCAAAGUAAGCGGCGAUCAAUCGCCGGGUGCCGCCUUCUAUUGAGAACCCUGGUAAAUACAACAAGUAGGCGGGGAAUCAAACGGCUAGGGAUUUCUUUUGGUUCUAUUUGUCUUCUAUUUUCCAAUAAAAGUAGCCGGGGUCCACUCUCUUAGUAGCCGGGGAAAAUCCCCGGCCCCCGGCUCUUAAUGACAACCCUGCCCUUCUUAAUUAAUGAUGUAAACGAAAAAGAAGGUGAUGCAGCAUUACAGUUCUUUUGAAGCUAACUGCUUAAUUCCUUUAUUUCAAAGCCAUUAUUACAACAAUAUUACAAUGCUGUACAAUAAUACACAUUGUAGGCCACGCAGUAGCUGGGUGAGAGUCUGCAAGUCUGUUAAGUUUCCUUGGCUUGUUGGUUUUGUUAUAAUUCCAUAUCACUGCCUAGAACUGCACACGUUCUGUUCUCCUUUGAUCAUAUUUUUGUUUAUACAUUGUAAUUUUAGUUCAUCGCUUCGACCAUUGCCAGUGACGCAGACACAAACAAAAGCCAAGAAAUCAGCCAAAAUAGAAACAACUAGGAAGACAAGAAAUUCUAGAAGAAUACAGGAACAGAAGAGUCUUCCGGAGGACACAGAUCUUGGGAGGAACAGCAACGAUGACCUGCUUCACUUGAUAGAUACCAUGACUUUUAAACCGGUUCCUACUGAAGGUGAUUGAUCUUCUUUGCCACCCUGAAGUUUCACCUAAAAUCAUGAACUUGGAAAAAUGAGAUGUUAUAAUGUACAUGUACAGUGUAUAGUUGCAUGGACUAACGAUACUUAACAUGUAUAGCUGUACAGUGUAUUUAUCUUGCGCCUUGUCUAUAUAAAAUAACCACAUUACUUGCUAAUGAAUAGUAUUACUGAAGCUAGCAGUACACUGUAGUUUGCUUCAGAUCGCUGACUGCGGUUUCACGGUUUACACUUUAUUUAAAACAGCAGUGCAUACAUGUACAUCACCAGCAGUAGCUUGGCCGGUUUUGGCCUCCAUUAUAGUGUUUUAUCCGGCAUCGAAAGUUGGAGUAACACUAUUUGUUUUUUCGUACUUACAGGUUCAUCUAAAGAUUUCAUUUUGGACCCAAAGACAGAAGAAAAAUUAACGCCAAGUGAUAAUUCCUCUCCUUCAACAAUAACUUUGAGCACAUUGAAAGAAGUCGCAGGUGAAAAAGACGAUUGUAAACUGAAUCCGUCCAUGCAGAAAGAAAAACCUGUUUGCUUAACAACAAUCGCUGAGGCGGACUCGUCCAUCAGCAUUAACCCUUGUAGUAGUACAGGAUUGUUUGGAGACAAAAACUUGGUAAACUGUGAGAACACAGCAAAUCCCAAAGAAAAUGUAGUGGCAGAUACCAGCUCAAAAAUUGCCAACUCUACAUUGUUAUGUAUUCCUCAGAGCACUUCCUUAGACACCAUGCAAAGUGUGUCGAUUCUGCAGUCACUGGAAGAUCAACCUCAUGAUUCAGCUGGAGGCUUUUGCAAUGAAAGUGUCGUCGAAAACAAUCAACAGAAUGAUGUUACUACCUAUCAGGGCGAUGAAACAGACGAGCUGUUGGCAAAUGAAAAAUGUGAUGUGGAAAACAGGGAAGAAAUGUACGAUGAAACUCGAGGUAAAGCUUGUGGUGAAAAUCCAAUUCAUGAUGUUGACGAGGCAAACUUUAAGAGGAGGAGUGAAGAAAACAAGCAGAUCUUAGGAAGCAUCGCUUAUACAGAAACGUAUGAGAAAGUUCGCGAUGUGUUACCUAAUAGCAUCCCCGCCAAAAUGCCAGAAAUAGAAAAUCAUUGCAUUGAAGGAAACAACUUGAGCUCGACCGUUAUUUGUGGUUCAGCCAUCCAAGAAAAACCAGCUGGAAACUAUGAAGAAAGGGAGACUCAUGAUAAGCGAUUAUCGCAACCUUCUGAUACAAUACUGCCAACUGAAAAUGUCAAAACUAGUGCUGAGCAGAGCUUGGACUUUGAGGGUUUGGUAUCGCUGUUUGGCGAGCCCUCGUAUAGUACCUCUCAAGACGCAAUGCACAAAGAAGAGACCGCACAAAAUAGUACUCGUUUAGAUAAGGCUGCAGAGCAGUGGCAACACGCCCAAACUCUGGAUAAGGAGACCAAUUUAGGACAGUCUUUAGAGGCAGUGCAACAAGUCCAAACUGUCAACAACAUUUCAAGUUGUAGUAAACCCAAGGGUAAGAAAACAUCACCCCGUCAAAAAGGGCGUGGUCUUGCAAACUUGCAAGACAGUGAGGAGAGUGAUGAUUCUUCGGAUUUGUGUGAACGCGUCAAACAAAGGCAGAGAAGGGGAACGUCCAAGAUGCUGCUGACAGAGUCUCCCACGACGUCAUUAACAGCUGAGUCGAAGUCAAAAAAGCGGACUGUAGAUUCUAUGACUAGUUUUAAAACAAGAGGUGAGUCCAGCCUCGAAGGCAGUGCCAAGAAGAAGUUUAAAACAUCUGAAGUUCCUUCCCCAAGUCAGCUCUCCUCAGAGAAACCAAACACAGCAAGAAAACAGACACCAAGGACCAGUGAGGUUUCUAGCAAGCAGAAACAAACAGAGGACCUCGUUGCUACCGACUGUAAUGAACGGAGUCAAAGUCAUCAGUCUGAGAUGGUCAAUUAUUCUUGUUCAACCGAUAAGAGCAUUGAUUCAAAUGAAAUUAUUCCAGCCAGCGUCUCUUCAUCAGAAAAUUCCAAGUCAGCAGUUAUUGAUCCAAUGGAUGUGUAUGCUGAUCAGACUCAUGAAGAGAAGAAGGAAGUUGCCUCACAGAGAAAAGAGAGCUUGAAAUUGCAUAAAAUUAAAGAAAGAGGCAUCUUCGUCGAAGAUUAUUCAUCAGAUUUGAAGACAGCAGAAGUAAGAUCUCAAGAAGAAAGGCAACACUCUACUGCACCACAAGUCAAGAAUGCUGUGGACCAUGACGAAUCGACCCAAGGUUUUACGCCAUCUCCGAAACUGUCUUUUCUGAGUCAGAACUUUAAGGACAGUACAAGUGGACAGAGCUUAAUUAAUGAACUGAAAACAAGUCAUUUAGCUGAAUCGCUUCCUUGUGACCAAAGUCAGAAAGCGAGUUUCAAUGUAACUGAGCAAAGAUCCCAGCUGUACGAAGAGGAUUUUGUUGACCAGGAACGACUUGGUACAGGGAAAGACCGUACUGCAUAUGAUGAGGAUACUCAUGUUCCGAGAAAAACCUUGAGAACUCCACAGUGUUCAAGUGGAAUAAAUUCCUUAAAAGGCAAGGAAACAGGCGACACCAAAAAUGAUACUAAGGAAAAGGGCGAAUAUUCUAGUCAACUUGCGGAGAAUCGCUCAAAGACAUGCAAACCCUUAAGUCAGGAAGGCUGUACCUUAAGUGGGACUCCAACACAGUGUUCACUGGAGGCGGAUGAUUUCACGCCCUGUUUGUUUGGAAACAACAGCUGUGAAACUCCAGCAAAGAUAGUGAGCCAGAGGAGGACUAAACGUGUGGAAAGUCCUCUUCAAGAAGGCAUCGAAGAACAUAACGGAGGGAUGAACGACGCUGAAAUUGAAGAGAUAGGUGUUGUAGACGAUAGUGAAACCCUUGGUGUGACUGGGUUGCUUUCUGGAAGCCAAAAGGGUGCGUCGUUAAAAACCUGCUCCGAUGGAACUCAAAGUUUUGGAACCAGUCAGAGCAUCUCUGUACUACAUGACUUGGACGUUCCAUCGCAAGGACAACAAGAGGGUACAGAUCGCAGAGACGACCGUAGUGAACCGGCAUUUCAUGCAGAACAUUCCAACAAAGAAACAGAGAGUGAUAAAGCGUGGGCAGAACCACUUCCAAAGAAACCGAGAAGCAAACAGCAGCCGGAUUCACAAGGGAUGGAAUUGAAUAUGUCAAAUUGUCACGGCAAGAAAAAAACCAACGGUUCAGAGCUCACGGAAAGUGAAAUCAUACCACCCACACCACCCGUCAAAACUGUUACCAAACACGUGUUCGAUGUUCAUGCUCAGUCUCCUUUAAAACUUACCAGCCCCAAAAGGAACGUGCAAAUGAAUGAGACCAGUAAAGCAGCCUGCCAUUCCAAGAGUUUAACUGUUAAGAGAAAGCGGAGUAUAAGAAGUCCUCGUUGUUCAAAUUCGCCAAAAUUGCAGGAGAAUACCGAUGAUGGGACUGCGAUGCACGUGAGCAGUUCUUUUAGUAGGGGGAGUGAAGUCAAUGUCUCAGUACUCGAAAAUCAUGAUCGUACUUCCACGAAUGCUGAUAUCAAAGGCUCAAGUCAAGCCAUGGAGUUUGAAGUUGGUACUAGCGCUUCUUCGGAACAACAGCUGGUAAAUUUAUCACAAGAGACAAAUACAGAAACAUUAGUUCAUGGAUCAAAAAUAAACGCCAACAAAGAGGCAAAGAGGUUAAGACGACUAGACAACAUACAAAAGCAAGGAACCUAUUGUGAAAGCAUUUCUCCUCGAGUUUUAGAUGGGCCACGUCUUUCACAGUCUGAGGCCAACAGUAAAGUGUCGAAAUAUGACAACGUUGGACGAGAAGACUUGAGAGAUAGUCCUUCAGCUGAAGUGGAAAGCAUACAUUCAUCUCCAUGCAGUCCUGUUAAGCGACGACUUGCUAACAUAGGCGAUUCAUUUGAUUGGUCAGGAACUCGAACCGUGCAGAAACGCGAUGGGUAUUCCCAGGAUAGCCCGGUAGCCCUAAACAACUGUAACAAUAACGCUGAACAUUUUCGAGGCCAAGAAUUCGAAGAUUGUUACGUUGACCAGUUAAGUUCACCCAACGCUUCACAAGCUCGCGACGAAACUGAAGAUUCAUCGGAGGAUUUCUUAAGGAAAUCUGAGGCAAAAGGAGAAUUGUCUAACCCUUUUGUUGGCAAUAUUCGCGUUAGGAAUUCCUGCAGUGUCGUUGACGAGGAAAUUUCAUUGACGGACGCUGAAGAGGAAGACUCCUCUGGAGAUGAAAGUUUAUUGAAGCCGGCUUUUCUUCCCAAAGAAUCUCGGAAGUCGCCUGAAAGUCAAAUAGAUAAUACUCAUGACAGUGACGAUGAGGAGGAAGAAGUGACGGUUUUUUCUCAAGAGCUCAUUCCUUCUGAAAACGAGGAUGACGACGAUGAUGGAGGUAGGUAGUUUGAGCUAUUCUUGGUACAGUUUAGAUAUGAACCUGUUUGCUUCCAGCUUGGUUUAGUCAUAUAUUGCAGUUGAAAAAGAAAUCUUGCAUCAUAAUCUUUUUUCGACCCCCUCAACUGACUCACUUUGCGGCAAGUAUGCUACAAAUAGUUGGAGAAGCUAUGAAUUUCAACCUUAUAACGUCCGUUUAGAGAGGCCGAUUGACUAGCUAUUUGAACCUGAGUUGGGUAGUUAAUGAUAUCAUUUCCUGAAAAUAAUUAGAUAAAUUUGCCACUCAUAAAGCAUUGGAAUGUUAGUUUGGUGGCCAAUUCUAGAUAUGUUAUACUAAUCAAGCAGCGUCUAAUGUUGAAACGCUUCUUCUUUAUGGUUAUAUCCUUAGAUUUUGAUCGUCACCCGAUAAAUAAGUUUUUUUUUUUAGUUGGUUUCGUUACCCUCGUUAACAAAUUUGGAACAAACCAAUUUCUAAGUAUAGGUAACGGAAGAAGACGCAUAAAAUGGGGCUGUGGAUUCAUUGAUCAGAGAUAGGGCAGUGUGUACUGAAUUCCAGAUGAAAUACUUUUUGACAGUAACGUGGCCGAUAGGGAGAAGUCAUCGAAUAUCUCGCUGACAGACACUUUGUCUUGUCAACUCAUUGAUGGUUGUGUAAAGUAAAUAGCAACACAAAUUUUGAAACGAUUUACGUUACCUACCUACCAAAUCAAAGCUAUUGUGCAACAUAAAACCUUUAUUAUCUUCAUCCUUGUAGCUUCUUAUAAAGCAUUGGACAGUACUGGAGCAUCGACUUCCACAUUUCUGUCAGAAGCUGCUGCAUCAACUCAGGUUUAUCAAUCAAUCUUUAUUGAGAUUCAUAUCAUUUAAUGUACGUGUAAUAUCAAUGAUUUCUCCUCUAAUGAUGGUGAUUCUUUAAUAAAAGAAUAUGCCAAAUUUUCGUGGAGACUCGGUACACUGUUUUAAAAAGUCAAGGAGAUGAUAAAAACUAUAAAAACAGGGGUUCACCAUUCUCGUGUCAAUAGGCUAUGUUCACACUAUACUGCAAGGCUUAUGCUCUGACACGAAAACCAUACUGGAAAGGGCAUCUGUUCACACACAAUAUAGGUGAUAUCGGCGCUUAUUCUGCGCAACGCCGACUUCUAAAGUGGAGAGUCACAUGGCGGAUUAGAUUUUCGUGUCGGCAUGAAAAGCUAUCAGGUUUUGUGUGAAAAUAGCCUUUGUACAGGUACCGUACAACGGUAGCGAAUACCACUUCAAGUGGUAUUCGUUAGCGUUGUACGGUAGGCCACUUUAGCGAUAGCCUUGCCCGACCCAAAACUCCAUCAAAAGCAGCCAAUUCAGUACCGAAAAAAGAAAAUUCAGUGAAUAUUGCUUGAGUUAGACUUGCCACAAGUCGACCUCCCCAGCUUUUCCUUCACAGCUGUGAGUUUUUUCCAGGGCUUUUUAGGCAGCGAAGCGGUCGAGCAAGCGUGGAAGUCACGAGAGAUCUCGCAGGCCGUAUUAAAUAGGACGAAGGACGAAGGAAAGUAUCUGCUUACGUAUGUCUUCAAUCUGAAAUACCCUCUCCUGUUUUGCUCUAUUUACUUAAGUAAGGGGAAAACUGAUGAUGUAUCUCAUUUCCUAACGUGUACAUACUUCGCUGUACUGACACCACUUCAGAGGGAUUUAUACUCACAGCCUGUUGUAUUUGCUCUGAUAAUUGCUUUCUACAGAGAAUGGACGUUCUUCGGCAAGACGUAGAGGCUAUGGAAAAAGAAAUGGAAGAAUUAAGGGCCUAUCUUGCAAAAACUGACGAGAAUAGAGAAGACGAAGAACAUACGCUUAAAGACGACGACAUAAACUAUCAAGAAGCCGGUAAGAACACUAUUAGGCCCUCUGCAGCUGGUCAUUAGGGAGCUUAAGCAACUACGACGGCGACGGCUGCAAAACGUCACUUAAAAAGUGAAUUCGCUCUGUCUGAAACUUAAUCGCGUUUGUUCCAUCUCGUUCAAUUCGUCAAAUGCCGGCAAAUUUUUUUGGAGUUGAAUUCUAAAGGAUUGUGUCAAAUUAUAGGAAACGAAAAAGAAAGUUGUCUUCUGUUCAUGGCCUCCACAAAACGUGAAAUUAGGCAUUUUCAAGUCGUAGUCGUGCAUUGACGGCAAAUAAAUUUACAAAAAAGCGUGUGCAGAGUUGUUUUUUGCGAAACUUAACCUAUUGCCUUUAUGUCGUUCUCGUUGACGUCGCGGUCGUCGUUGCUUAAGCUCCCUAUUUUCAUGGCACAAAACCGCCAUGCUGUAGAGCAAGGGACGCACUGGGAGAAGACAAACAAAGGAAAUUACCAUUUUAAAUGACGUAAGGGCCUGUUGCAUAGAGGUGGGGACCCCAAAUAGGUGAGGUAACAUGCGGCUGGUCACUCCACCUAUCAUGUACACGUGAUCAAAUUAAAGUAAGACAUUACAUGGGCAGGCAGGUUACCCCACCAAAGCGGGUUACCUUACCUACCUGGGGUCCACCACCUCCAUGUAAACAGGCCUUAAAUCUUUUGUUUGUCUUGUCUUAGUGCGUCUCUUGCUCUCAAGCAAGGCGGUUUUGUGCGACGUGAAUGACAUUGUAGCGGCACAGGGCUAUUUGGGAUAAUUUGGAAGUCAACUCUCGUCUCACUAAUCUUGUUUUUUAGAGUUUGUGAUCUUCUGUUCAUUUUCUCGUCACUGCUACUGCUGCUGCUGCUGAUGUCGUCCUUUGUAGAAGUGUUUCAUGUGGUUACACUAUUUUGAACAAAGAUUCCGAAAUACUACUUUUUUCGCCCUUUCCUUGUUACAUUUUUUCGCUUCUGAAGGCAUUUUGUUGUUCUUCGCAUUAUCUAGACAUAUAUUGAAUUCAGUAAGAUAUGGUUCGUUAACUCAAAAAGGAAUUCUUUAACUGUGAAGAUGAACUUAGUAGAAAAAAUGAGACGCAUACAGUAAAUGCUAAGCAUAAUAGCACAUUGAUUUUACAGAUUUAGUUGAUGAUAGGGAUAUCCAGCCAUCGCUAACUCCACCACCGCCGCUCACGCCAAAGAGCAUCCCUCCAAUGCCUCAGCUCUCCACCCCCCUGAAAAACUUCUCACGCUAUCUAGAACAGGAGGGGCAGUCUUCCGACGAAGGUAGCGAGUGUGAAGAUGCAACAAUCAGUGAGCCAGUAAAGAGAACAGAGUUGCCAAGGAGAUUUGGUUACCAAGGAAACAGGAGUACUACGGAGAGACUUAGUCCAGGAGAGAAGUCUGGAAAGAAGCGUCCUUUGUCUCCAAGUGAUGACGAUGAUGAUGGUUUGAGAAUCACAGAAGUUGAGCAUCGUCAAGAAGAGACGCCUUCGCCUCGCAGUAACCACUCAAUGGAAAGAUCUCAAGAAAAAGACGAAGACAAGUUGAUUGUUAUUGACGAUAGGAACAGCCCUGAAUCAAGAAAGGGUUCACUCUUGUUAGUAAAAAGAAGAAAAUUGACUCAUGACCUUAUGCCUAAAAAAUCUCCAGUCGUUAGCUUGUUGUUCACACGAGCAGGCAAAGGUUUAGGGAAAUCUAAUCAGUCUCCAGGGACGCGGUCUAAAGGAUCAUCACCUACCAUGAAAAAGUCUUCGUCUUCAAUCUAUUUGCGAAAACCUGGGACUAGUAUUUCGCCGAUCAGGGCACGGAGUCCAACCAAAACAGGCUCACUUAAAGGCGUGUCACGAGAUAAUUUGUCGAAAAAGGAUUCGUCACAUAAUGGUGUGUCACGCGACGAUGCGUCAACCACUAGUGUGUCACACAGUAAUGUGGCACGGGAGAAGUUGUCACAUGAACGGAGUCACUCGCCCGACUUGGUGCUCACUAACGUCAAAAAAGUGACAAGCAAGAAAAGCUUGGACAAUAAAAGGGAGGACAGGACUACAGACAGGCAGCUAUCUUUUGUUGCGACACGUUUAAACAGGCAGCAGUUGGUAAGAGUUUGCUUACGCGUUCUGCGAUACACGUAUUUCUAGUUAUUAUACAGUGAAACCUCCAUUAAGCGGACACCUUCGGGACCUUCCCAAGUGCCCGCUUGAUAAAGGGUGUCCGCUUAGUAGAGGUUUGUAAAAAUCGGGGGCACCCAACGACUGUUUUCUGUAGAAUAUCUGUUCGGGGAAGGGAAAAUUUCCUGGAAUUUUCUAUAGCUUGAGGAAGGCUAAAAAUUUCUAGAUGACUUUUCCAUUCGUGUACAAUUUUCUUAGCUACUUAUCUUAUAAAUUCCCUACGAUUUUCUAAAGUUUAAUUUUUCGCAUUUCACUCCCCAGGUUAAGCUAUUUUUCGUAGGAAAAAGAAUCCUAAAAUUUUCGGAUUUGGAAAUGUCAUGGAGAGAGGAAUGAGAACAAUUCUUACUUUUGCAAAACUUUAAAUUGCAUCUAAAAUUUUCGGAAAAUAGUACUGAAGCCCUAGCAAUUUCGAAAAGACUCAAGUUGCCCCAGGAUGACCGAUCAGAUACAAAUUUUAUAACGCCGCUUAAAAUGCAUUCAAUGCAUUUAGGAAGAAACCGGCGUUGAGUGCCCCUGAAAAGUUGCGCAAUUUUUGUUAACGACUGACAUUCAGCGGUUACUCUGUACUGUGAUUAAGUUCCAUGUUGUUGAGGAAAAUAAGGAAGCUGUGCUGUACUUUGCGCAAGACUUUUAGGCGAACUUUGAUCGCGGAUGACAAUUAUACUGCCGGAUAUCGGUCUAAUCUACAGUUUAUUGACAGCUAAAUGUAUUGAUUUAUCUUUAUUAAUCGACUACAGUACGUAUUUCAAGGAAGUAAUCCAAUACUACUAUUGUCAAUUCAGUCCGGUGUCCGCUUAAUAGAGGUUUUUAACAAUAGAAAUUAGCCAAGUACGAUUUUUUUUAAGUGUCCGUGUCCGCUUUAUAGAGGUGUCCUCUGAACAGGGGCUUUUUAUAAAGGGAAAUAUAAGACGUUAAUUUCGGGACCCGGCUUAGCGCCCGCUUAGUAGAGAGUGUCCGCUAUUUAUGCGCUGGUUGAAGCCUUUUUCCUGUUUUCUCCUUCAAUGCAUUGCAGGCUUACGCGUGAUAGCACGCUAUCAGGGGCGGUGUUGUGCUUCAUUAUGAGCCUCUGGUGCUUUGAUGCAGUCUGCAAACGUAUUUUCGGUUACCAACUCUCUUCUUUUCAGGCGAAGGGUGGCGUCAACCAUAAAUACGUUUGCGAUCGUAGGCUAAGUUUGUUGCCGCACCACUUCAGAUUCAGCGUGCAAAGAAAGUAGUGUCCGAUAGCCCGGGGCUAGUGGAUUUUGCUAUCGGGCAAGUGAAUUCUGUUUUUAAGUUGCCCGACGGGCAAGUGAUGUUUUUUGAGGAAUUUGAAUAACAGAAGAACUGUGAAAUCAAUUCUGCUCGUCAAAAAGGUUUGGGGCUAUUUGAAAUGACGUCUGGGCUAGUAAACUCUAGCUUCAGCUUGCCCGAAAGGCAAGCUGUAAAAAUGAUUUUCUUUGCACGCUGAGAUUUCUUCUUUUAUAUAAUAUUAUCAUAUAUAAAUUUUUCCCAUAUAGCGUUUGCCAAUUAGACCUCGCUUCCUUCUCUUUAAAAAAAGAAACCAUCUUUAACAUUCCUAGGGAGCUUAGUUUUUGUUGUGGAAAUAUGGCCGUUCUGGAGAGGUUAAAGUGAGAGUAAAUAAGAGUGGCCAUGAGCAAAGGUUUAACUGUAUUUUCGCUCUGUUCACUCUAUGUGAUAUGUUGUUCGCCAGGCUGAAGCUCGCACCCUCGCUGAAAUGUAUGGUGGAAAACUAGCUAGCGAGUUCAACAGCAAGACAAGUCACGUGAUUAUGACCACUGGUAUGUCGCUACAUGCUGACAAAAUCUGCUAGAUAGUUAACCUACCCUUGACACAUUUAACCUUUUCACUAUCACAGAGUCCAUCUCGGUGGUAUACAAUGUUGUCUAACUUAGCUUUUCAGCAUCAUAUAAUAUGAUCUUCGUAUUAAACCGCCUACUUGCGAUUGUUACACUUAGGACUGGUCCUGACUGAAACAUUUCACGUUCGUUGGAUGUUACGUGAUAUCAAAGUACACUAGCCAAUGAAAGCGCGCUGUUGAGGAAAAAUCGAGCUCUAUAGCAAUAGCAUUUAUCAGUUUUUAGCACUCAUAGAUUCUCGCGUUCAAUCGUUCGCAAAUCUUCCUCUUUCAAGUGUCUCGAUAAUGCAUGAAAACUACUUUUUAGUUUUUUAGUGUCGCAAAGAAAAUGAUAAUUUUAAACUACCAAUGCUCCAUCAUUCUGAACUGUUUAGACAAUUUUUUUUACCUCGUUUAAUGACAAGAACCGAGAAUGAUCUCUCUUUCUUCCAGAUGAGAAUAUGCAGUUGACACGUCAUAGUUAUACCAUGAAGUACCUACUGGGUCUGGCUCUUGGAAAAUGGAUUGUGAGUCAUCGAUGUAAGUCAAUCACUUGAUUAAAUUAAAAAUCUUGUUCACAUGAAAUCAAAAUUAAAAUCCUUCCUUCACAACGCUCGUAAACACUAAGUGAAUCGAUUAGAAUUUAGAGUGAACGGGAGUGCGAGAGCCAUUCUAGUUUCCAGAUUCCCACGGCUUUUUACUCCGAGCGAGUUGAGGCGGGGUUCGGUAACGAAAUCUUGUUUUCUGAGCAUUUUUGCAAUUGGUUCUGGUUUUAUCUCUUUUUUUGGAAAAAAAAUUGCGCGAAAUUUUUACGAAUUUAGUUCAUAUAAUCGUCUAAAGAUCGUUCUAAUAUGCUCAACUAUAUGUAUCACUUUGUUCCCUACUCCAAAGCAUGCUUAGGAUAAACGUGAUCCCAUCUCAUUGGUUUCGUUUCUGCCUUUUUACAUUUUUUUUUUAGGUCAGGGUGUGUUAUUUACGCUAUGGUAAUUUUUUUUGUAUUCACAGGGAUUGCUGCUUGUAACCAAGCCAAAUCACUUGUUUCAGAGGUGAUAUCACCGUUCAUUAUGGGUUCUUUAUUAGGUUUCUUAAUGCUGCCACAAGCAAUGUAGAAAGCUCAACCUAAAACCAAAAGGCAGAACACCUCAUUUUCGUUCGCUUUGAUCCGCUUUUCAUUCCUUUUACAGAGACAGUCCUUUGACAUAUACACAGGGUAUGCAGUUAGCCAAAUACCCUGACAUAACAGCAACACCGACACACCAUCGACCCUUGCACCUCUAGUUCACUUAAUCAGAUCUUUGUGAUGUACAAAACCAUGUAGUGAGUCGGUCUUGUAACAUCGAAUUUUUUGCCUUGGUUUUAUUCGCCGCAUCAGCUGAGAAGGACGAGAUUUCAGUUCAUGGCGAACGAUACGUAGAUACUUUUCUUUAACAACGAUCUCCGAUUCGCACGUUUUAGGUGGAUUAUGAAGUAAAAGGCGAUGCAGGUCUUGGACAAGCUUCGAUUCCCCGAGUAGCAAGAACAGCCAGAAGCAACAAAGUACGACUUAAUCUGUAUAAACGAAUUUGGCUCGAUUUCAGUGAAGAUUUCUUCUGAUUAAAGAUUGCCCGGGAAACCCGUAAUUUGUUUUGUUUUUAUUUAGGAAGCACUUUUAUUUGAAGACUAUGAAGUCCUGUGUUUAGGUGAAUUCAGUGCUGCUGUCACUAAAGGUAAUAUAUGAUGCGUGUUAUUGUCAUUUAGUAGUCAUUUAGCAGACGUAAUCAAAAUUCGCAACUUUAUGAAAGGGGAAGUAACUGGACUGUUGUUUUCACAAACAGCAAGCGUUAGCUCUACGUUAUCUCUUUCUUCAACCACUUCUUCUAAGAGGUGCAUGCGAUUUAGGGUUUUAAAUGGAGGACAAGCAUCGCCUCAGAUAUAAAGUUUGUAUUUGGGUAAGAAAGGAUGCAUGGGGUAAAGAAGGGGGGAGUGUAUAUCUGGGGAAUGCAAGGAGUCCCCCUUCCUCUUUCCCCCUUCCCCCUUCCCUAAGCACUGUGGUUCAUCUGUGGCUGUUACACUGAAUUUCCCUUUUCAUUGGUAGCAAGUAUUUCUACUAUGUCUUUCUACUAUGUAGAAAGUACGGGCUGAAAAUGAUUUGUUUUGUAUUAUUUCUUACCUUUGACAAUUACAGAACAACUCAGCCAGUUAUUGAGAUUUUGUGGAGCAAGUGUCUUCACUAACGCUGAAAGCAUGAAAAGGACCGAAAAGGUAUGUUACAUGGGACAUUUUAUGAAUAAUUAAAAUUUUUGAAAGUCAAAACUAGGAAUUUCAUGCGUUCCGGCUCAGUUCACUGAUCAUCUCUUUUAAGAUCCUUUAGAACUUUUAUGUAGCCAUAGGUAAUCGAGUUUCCUUUCCGUGAAAGUAACAACAGUUGUUUUAAAUUGCCUAUAUCGUAAACGUAAAAGUUUUUAUGUUUUGAAAAAACACAUUACCACAAGAAAGUCUGAUUAAAAAAAUUGGCCCUCUGAACAAACUGAGAAUUUUUUUUUUUUUAAAUAAAAUUUAAGGUAUUAAUUUCUUUGGCACGUCUAUUCCGCUGAUCAUGAAAUUUACAGUCUCAUGUGUGACGUCAUGAGUCAUAAAUUCGGCAACUAAAAAACGGGAUUUUAUACAUACUUAUCCUUUUCUUUGGGUCGCCAGUGUUGUUUAUUUACCGCGCGACUACUGAAACCGGGGCCACUUAGACAAAGUAUUACAGGAAAAUAACAGUACACUCCAAAAAAGGGUGGUUGUCGAUCAAUCAGCAGCUCGCAAAAACAAUAAGUUACUCGAAGCACAAAACUUACCGUAAAUACUCUAUUAAGCCCCCCUCUCAAAUAAGCCCCCUCCCUCUAAUAAGCCCCCCUUUUUCAGGGGAAGAAAGUUAAUAAGCCCCCCUCCCCUCCCCUAUUUAUUCUAACUUCGUGUAGACUGAUCCUGGAUGGUUUACUUUCCAACUGGAAGAUCGGAUUUGAUUCUGAUCCUCGGCUGCAUGACCUAAAACUUCUUGUAAUUGAGCUUUUCCACUUUGCCUUCUAGUUCUUUAUGGAGAACUGAUACUAUCGUGGUUUCUAAAUUUAAUAAGCCCUCCGUCUCUAUUAAGCCCCCCCCCCCCCUCCCCACCCUACUUCAACUAUUGAUAGCGGAAAGCAAAAUGUUUCACCAGACAAUGUUUUUCUAUUCGAAACUUUGCAUACAACACCCAGUCACGUGUUCCUUAAUUUACCUCAUAGUUCUUUUAACGUACGUCAUAGCUCCUUGGUUUCCGAAAGGCUUCCUUUUUUCGUAAAGGCUCUCGUAGUAUUGUGCGCUUAUUAAAAAACCAAAAUUUUUAAGUUAUGGGCACCUUUUUAGUUAAAACUAAACAGAAUACCUGUUGUUUUUACUCUCUAGGGUCGUCAAAGAGUCGUCACAAUUGACAAAGAAACUCGUGAUAACGCUAAAGAACUUAAAGGUACACAAAACUGCAUUUUAAGCCCCGUGCAAACGGACGCAACAUUGUUGGCCAACAACUCCCAACAUUGUUGGAUGUUACAUGUUGGGUCCGUUUGCACAGUCUGUUGCAUGUUUGUUACAUGUUGUUGAGUGUUUUUGGGAGUUGUUGCGCAAAGUAUGAAACCGGUCAACCUUUUAUUUUUGAGAAAUUGUAAAUGCCGAGACUAGGAAUGUGUUCGAAUAACUUGAACUACUUGCAAAAUAAGACAUCACGUCUUUACCACAUUCGACGCACGUAUAAGAAAUGUAAAAUGUAAAAAUAAAAAUGUUCUGGAAGUUUUAAAAUCCUCGAAAUAUAUUUCGCUCUUCGAGCCUCGUCAGUCAAGCUUUUAGCUACGUAAAAACGGACGCUACAACUCCCAGGAUUGUUGGCCACACGUAGCUUAAUACUAUGUUAUUUGAUCUGGCUCCCUUGAUAUCUUUGUUUUAAGGGAAUGUCAUUUGUCUUUGGUCAAAUUUAACUGAUUUUUUAAUUGACAUAUCGCUUUUCAUUUUGCAUAGCUAUCUGCCGUCAACUAAACAAGAAGCCUGUAUCUUUGGAGUGGGUCACCGAUAGUAUUGCAAAUUACAAGUAAGUGGCGUGGACAACUUCAAGUUUUCCCUUCUGUGGCUAAGACAAGGGCACUGUCGCCGAUAUAAAAUAGAACACAAGGUGGUUUUUUGUGGUCAUUUCUACGUUAUCGUUUUUGCUUUGUGACCGUAUACCUGUGAGCAUUUUGUUUUUCCAAGUUUCAAGUAAAGGAUUUCUUUUUUUUGUACUUUGUGUGGAUUUGAUAAUCUUCCCUUCCUAGACUGAAAAUGUUUUUGUUACGAUAACUAUUGCGAUCGAUAUACUGUCAUUCCAUAUGGCUCCUUUAUUCGUUUCUGUGAUUUUCUAAUCAAAAUCAUUUUCCUUUUUUUUUCCCCAGGGUUCAAGAUUUGAAAGACUAUAUCGUCGAACUUUGAAGUAAACCAUUAUUACUUACCGAAAAUGAUAAAGAUUGAUAUACAUGUAUUAACGAACUCACACAUAAUACUACGGGGUAAUCGUAACACUUCACUUGUGCCACAAGUUAAAUGUCAGGAAUCAAUAAUGGACUUUUAAGCCUGAACGAAAACAGG
Messenger RNA from Porites lobata, 20958 nucleotides. Lineage: Eukaryota; Metazoa; Cnidaria; Anthozoa; Scleractinia; Poritidae. The record is from the annotation of a GenBank genome assembly.